UUUUUUUUAUUGUUGUUGUACUCAUUCUACCUUGGCCGUUAUACCAUUCUAUUUUUCUGCUCUCUUUCCUUCACCACCGUUUCCAUUCUUCCUCCUUACCUCAUUUAUACGGCAACGGCUAACGAUGGAGGAGCACUUUGCCAAGAUUAGGACGCAGCUGUCGUCCAAGCUUCCGAAUCAGCAGAUGCAUGCAACCACGCUGCUCGCUGUGGAAGAGACUCUACGAGAGCAGGGUGCAGAGAUCACACCAACAGCAUACUUUGCCACACUGAUGUCACUUUUGGAUCAACAAAAAGACGACCCUGAGGUCGAAGAAAUGCGAUCCGCUAUUCUUAAUCUUCUUGCUAUUGUUUUUCCCAAUGUCCCUGUUAGCGUCCUCCGAUCUCAAUAUAAUCCUACGCUGAGCGUUAUCACAACAAUUUUAGCACUUCAGCCACCGCCAUCUGCACCUUCAUUGCGAUCACUGACUACCUGCCUGGAGCACCUCUUGAUUGCUCAGGACUCUGGUGCAUGGAGCCAUAACACCACAUUAAAGGCACUUCAGACAUUACUCAUUCUCUCAUUAGACUCAAGACCCAAGCCCAGGAAGCGUGCUCAGGAGGCUGUUCGAAACAUUGUCACACAUCCACCUCUGAUGAUGCUUGUUCAUCCAGGAAUGAAGAUUGUUGCUCAGACCACCCUCCAGGUCUUGAAGGAGUCUGGCAAUGGUGUUGUUGGCGCAGCUGGAUCCAAGGACAAGGACAGUGCUACACAAAUGAUCUUACAUACCCUGCAGCUCGUUCGCAUGGUCGGAAAGGCCUGGCCAGUCGAGCAAUUCCUCCCAUUAUGCGAUGUUCUCCUUCAUCUUCCUAAACUCAACAACCCAUAUCUCACAUCAUCUGCUUUCCAAGUCUUUGAAUCAUUGCUUUCAACAAAAGAAUCACCCGAUGCCCCUGUAGUAGUUCAUCAGGAGAAUGCCACCAUCGCCAACCAAACUCCCGCAGAAACUAUGGACCAGAUUGUCUCCAGACUUGAAAAGAUUACCCAUGUGAUGAGUGCAGUGCUGGAGCUUAAACCUAAUGCUAACGACGCUACACUGAUGCCUCUAUGGCUGGAUGUUGUUCGUGCAGGAUUUGUCGAGUCGGCGAGAUUACAAGAUUCUAUGAGGGCGGCAGGCCAUGGAGCACAGGUGCCUCAGGAAGCUGCAGUCCCUCUUGUCCAGCUCUUUAAAACCAUCUUUCCCAAUCUGGAUUCGUCUAAUCCCGUCUCUGUUCAUAAUUCAACUGUUGACUGUCUAAAGCAGCUCAUCACCCAUUGUAUCACGGAUAGGAUGAUCGAUAUUGCAGUACAAGAGAUGAAGAAGAACCGUGGAUUGCAAUCUGACAAGAAAAAAAGGAGCAUUAUUGAAACUAUUUCAACCACUAUUAAGGGCGGAUUCGAUAUUCGUUUUCAGAGCGCUUGGUUGGGCAUUUUGGAUAUCCUCAAGACUCUAUUCGAGCGGCUCAACCACGCCGCUAACCCCUUGCUUGUUUCAUUCCUUCCCAUCAUUGACGAGCUUCGCUUCACUCCUGCAUUCACCCAAAAGGCCCAUUUGGAUGUUGUCUUGUCAACUGCAAUCAGCACUGUUGGCCCCCGUAUCUUCCUCGACACUCUUCCUCUCAACAUUGAAAAUCCUGGGGAGGGUAAGCGUGGUCGCGCAUGGCUGUUGCCCCUUCUCAAAAACUCGAUCACCAACACAGAGUUAGAGUACUUUUCCAGUACACUGAUUCCUCUGGCUGAUCGUCUUAAUCUCAAGGCUCAGGAAUGUACUGAGAAUGGUAUGAUGAAAAAGGUUUACGAGACUUUGAUUGGUCAGAUCUGGAGUCUUGUAAGCGGAUUCUGCGACCUGCCCGUGGAUAUGGAGAUGGCUUUCACGAAGGAGCUUGCGGAGCGCUUCAGCAACGUUCUCUACUCUGUCCCAGAUCUUCGAGCAGUCCUCUGUCAAGCCUUGACGAGCUUGGUUGUACGCAACCAGGCUAUUAUCGACAGCUCAGAAAGUGAUGCAGUCUUGGAACGCAAGUAUUUGAUGAGCAAGGACGAGGCCAGGAACAAUAUUACAUUAUUGCAGCAGUAUGCUCGUCCUUACCUCAUGGUUUUCUUCAACAUCUUCCAGGCUACUCUGCCGCAGUUCCGUGGAUACCUGUUAGAAGUCAUGAGAAUGUAUUUAAGCAUUUCAACCCCUAAGGAUUUGCAAGAGACUUUCUUGGCUGUCUUGGCUCAACUUAAUACGGCUUUAACGACUGUCCAGAGUCCUGCUCAACAAGGAGAUGCACCUCCUGCAUCACACAACUUGAUGGACCUUGCUGAUAUCAUGGUUGCAUAUGUCGAUGGACCCAGCUUGAUCAGCCUGUACGAGGCAGUUGUCAACUUGUUUGCCAACGAUGCCGAUCCUGCUCUCCAGAAGAAGGCUUACAAGAUUGUCAACUCAAUGACAGAGACCGAAACUGGCCGCACUGUGUUGAAAUCAAACCUUGAGGAGCUGAUACGCACGAUUCUCGAGACCACUGCUGCUGCUACAGCUACAGCUAAACGUGCUCGUCUGUCAUUGAUUGGGCAGGUAGUUUCUCUAUUGGAUCCUACCGACUUGUAUUUCGUUCCUUCAAUUCUGUCUGAGGUUGUUGUGGCUACUAAGGAAGUGAAUGAGAAGACUCGAGAUAUUGCGUAUGCGCUCUUGGUAGCUAUGGGAAACAAAAUGAAGGCUGGCGGAAUCAUCUCGACAGAGCGUGUCGGCGAUAUGGAGGGUGCACCUAGUGAGACUCAAGCCAGCAUCAGUGAGUAUUUCACCAUGGUGACCGCUGGUUUGGCUGGUACAACCCCUCACAUGGUUUCUGCUGCAAUCACAUCACUGUCACGCCUACUAUUUGAGUUCCAUAAGGAUUUAGAGCCUGCUAUGGUUUCAGAGAUGAUUGGAACCAUGCACCUAUUCGUGAACUCAUCCAAUCGUGAGAUUGUGAAGUCUGCUCUGGGCUUUAUCAAAGUGACGACCGUCAGCUUGGAUGCCGCGGUUGUCCGUCAGCACUUGCAGGAGAUUGUCAGUGGUAUGAUCCGUUGGUCUCAUGAACACAAGGGACAUUUUAAGGUCAAAGUGCGUCACAUUUUGGAACGUCUAGUCCGUCGUUUCGGAUAUGAUGAAGUAGUCGCGUACGUACCAGAGGCUGACAAGAAAUUGUUGAUCAACAUCAAGAAGCGUCGUGAGCGUGCUAAGCGUAAUAAGAAGAACAAUAGCGCCUCAGGCAUGGAUAUGGAUGGUGAAGAGAAUGAAGCAGAGGAUGAUACCAAGAAGACAGCCAAGCAACAAGCGAAGUUUGGAAAUGCAUACGAAGAUGCUUUAUAUGGUAGUGAGAGUGACCUCAGUGAUGACGAGGAUGAGGAUGAGGAUGAUGAUCAGGAAGGUGGCAAUAAGGGUAACAAGGCUACUGCAAAGAAGUCCAAUAAGAAGAAGCAGGGAGCUGAUGCCUGGAUCAAGGAGGAAGGCGAUACUCCGUUGGAUUUCUUGGACCGCACUGUGGUCUCGCGUGUCACGGCAUCCCACCCAAGCUCACAGACGACACGCAAGGUUAAGGACCUUGCAUCGUCCUUUAAGACAUCGUCGGAUGGCAGGCUUGUCAUUGAUGAUAGUGACUCUGAUAACGAGAAUAAUGUGGAUGAGGAAGAAGAGAUGGAUCAAGAGACGAUGGAGUUGGAUCAAGCAGAGAACAAUUACCUGGAGUCAUUAAAAUCUGUAGAUGGUUUCACACGUGGUCAAGGUGGAAAGAUUAGGUUCAACAAGACUAAUAAGCGUGGAGCAUUGGGUAAUAAUGAAAAUGAGGAUAUGGACAUGGACAUUCAAGGGGGUGUUGGACCUAUUCGUCGAAAGGGUGCAAAGGAUCCAAAGCAAGUCAAGAAGAUUGGACAAGAGUUCAAGGCCAAGAAGGCAGGAGGAGAUGUGAAGAAGAAGGGACGUGUAGAUCCUUAUGCAUACGUACCACUGACCUCGUUGCGUAAAGGAACCAAAGAAGGACUGAGUCUGACUAAUAAGAGCAAGUCCGAUAAGCGCAAACUAGGCAAGCCUAGCAGACGUUAAAGGAUCAGGAAUUCUUUAUCAUAGUAGCAUCUCUUUUGCAUAUUUUUAUUAUUUUUUAGUAUAUUGAUUGUAAGCAAGUGAAGAUUUGUUUUCACUUUGCCUUUUUGAUCUCUUUUUUUAUCAUUAUUCCCUACAUACAACCUUCAUGACAUGUCGUUUGCAUUGAU
Messenger RNA from Lobosporangium transversale, 4248 nucleotides. RefSeq names its product NUC173 domain-domain-containing protein. The transcript has 6 exons. NCBI's taxonomy places the organism in Eukaryota, Fungi, Mortierellomycota, Mortierellomycetes, Mortierellales, Mortierellaceae. Bases 125 to 4081 code for a protein of 1318 amino acids. The record is from RefSeq and is a predicted model, not a curated record.